UAUUGCUGACUAUAUUGUUAAUUGAUCCUACCUUUCACAUCCUGCCUCCACAUGCUUGGUGGAUGCACAGCUAUAGAGGAAGGUGAAGGGAGAUCCUCCUGCGUGGCGUUCAGGUUUAGGUGCCCUGUUCACAGGAAGGGGGGGCAGUGUUCCACACAUCCCCGAAGAUUACCUCAGUACUGAGUGAAUGGAACAGAUUGGAGCAGCCGGAGUGGUGCCUGUUGAAUCUUCCUUCAUCCUUUGUCACUGUGGUAGCACCAGUUGAAUGAGAGAAAUAAAAGGAUGCGAGCAACAGUUAUUCUUGUGCAAGUUAAUCCAGGGGAAGCAUUUACAAUAAGAAGAGAAGAUGGACAGUUUCAGUGCAUUACAGGUCCUGCUCAGGUUCCAAUGAUGUCCCCAAAUGGUUCAGUGCCUACUAUUUAUGUGCCUCCUGGAUAUGCCCCACAGGUUAUUGAGGAUAACGGUGUUCGAAGGGUUGUGGUGGUUCCCCAGGCUCCAGAAUUCCAUCCUGGUGGUCACACAGUGAUACACAGGCCUCCACAUCCCCCACUGCCUGGCUUCCUUCCUCUUCCAGCCAUGAUACCCCCUCCACCCCGUCACAUAUACUCACCUGUGACUGGAGCCGGUGACAUGGCAACGCAGUACAUUCCACAGUAUCACACUUCUCAAGUCUAUGGGGAUGUGGAUACUCUGCCUGCUCAUGGAAGAUCCAACUUUAGAGAUGAAAGGUCUAGUAAAACAUAUGAAAGGUUACAAAAAAAGUUAAAAGAUCGACAUGGAACUCAGAAGGAUAAGUUAAACAGUCCUCCGUCAUCUCCUCAGAAAUGUCCUUCUCCUACAAGUGAACCUAAUGGACUUACAAAAGGACAGGAUGCAGCUGGAAUAAGCACAGGUUCUACCAAAUGCAAGUCUUUGGGUAAAGGAAAAAGCAAUUCUCAGACAGACACAGAAGUAGAAGAAAAGGAUGAAGAAACAAAAGCACUGGAAGCACUUCUUUCUAACAUAGCCAAGCCAGUGGUAUCAGAUAUUCAGGCAAGAACUGCACUGCUGAUGUGGUCCCCUCCAUCCAGUGAUACUGGAGAAGACACAGACAAGAAUGACAUGCCAGAGGUUUAUACUUAUGAAGUGAUGAUUUCAAGUACUGGAAAAGAUGGAAAGUACAAAACUGUGUACAUUGGAGAAGAAAAUAAAGUUACUGUAAAUGAUCUCAGGCCAGCAACAGAUUACCAUGCAAAAGUCCAAGUAGAAUGCAACUGUGUAAAGGGGAGCCCUUCAGAAACAGAGAGUUUUACCACAGCAAGUUGUGAACCUGAUACUCCAAAUCUGCCCAGGAUAACUAAUCGGACCAAAAAUUCUCUUACUCUUCAGUGGAAGGCAUCUUGUGAUAAUGGUUCCAAAAUCCACAGUUACCUUUUAGAAUGGGAUGAAGGAAAAGGAAAUGGAGAGUUUUGCCAGUGUUAUUACGGUCAGCAGAAGCAGUACAGGAUCACUAAACUAUCACCAGCAAUGGGGUACACCUUUAGGCUAGCAGCCAAAAAUGACAUGGGAAUGAGUGAUUUUAGUGAAGAAGUCCUGUAUCAUACCUCAGGCACUGCCCCAACCACACCAGCAAGUCCUUUGCUGAUUAAUGCUGGAGUUACUUGGUUAUCCCUUCAGUGGACAAAACCCUCAGGAACACCAUCAGAUGAAGGAAUCUCAUAUAUAUUAGAGAUGGAGGAUGAGAACUCAGGAUAUGGUUUCAAGCCAAAAUAUGAUGGUGACGAUCUUACCUACACGGUGAAGAAUUUGAGACGUAGUACAAAAUAUAAAUUUAGGGUCAUUGCUUAUAACUCAGAAGGGAAGAGCAGUCCAAGUGAGACAGUGGAGUACAUUACUUGUCCAGACAAACCUGGAGUACCUUCAAAACCCACAGUGAAAGGAAAAAUUCAUGCACAGAGUUUUAAAAUAAUCUGGGAUCCACCAAAAGACAAUGGGGGAGCAGCAAUACAUACAUAUGUUGUGGAAAUGUCUGAAGGCUUAAGUGGAAACAAGUGGGAUACAAUAUACAGCGGAGCCGCUAGGGAACAUGUGUGUGACCGACUAAAUCCGGGCUCUUCCUAUCGCUUACGUGUAUAUUGCGUUGGGGAAGGAGGACAAAGCACGGUAACUGAUUCCUUACUGGUGCAGACACCAGCAGUGGUUCCUGGUCCAUGCCAGCCUCCAAGGCUACAGGGUAGACCAAGAGCAAGAGAAAUUCAGCUGCGUUGGGGACCACCUCAGGUAGAUGGUGGUUCACCCAUUACCUGUUAUGGUCUGGAAAUGUUUCAGGCAGAAAGCGAUGAACACAGAGAGGUUUACCAGGGUUCUGAUGUUGAAUGCACAGUGGGCAGCCUUCUUCCAGGGAGGAUGUACAGCUUCAGACUGAGAGCAGCUAACAAGGCUGGGUUUGGACCUUACUCAGAAAAAUGUGAAAUAACUACAGCACCUGGACCCCCAGAUCAGUGCAAGCCCCCUCAAGUGGCGUGCAGAUCUGCUGCCUGUGCUCAGGUGUCAUGGGAGGUACCAGUGAGUAAUGGAGCUGAUGUCACGGAGUAUCGACUGGAGUGGGGCGGUGUGGAAGGAUGCAUGCAAAUCUCCUAUUGUGGGCCUGGGCUCAGCUGUGAAGUGAAAGGGCUUUUGCCUGCCACUAUAUACUAUUGCAGGGUUCAGGCAGUGAAUGUUGCAGGUGCAGGCCCUUUCAGUGAAGUAGUGGCAUGUAUGACUCCAGCCUCUGUACCUGCAGUUGUGACCUGUCUUCGUGGACUAAGUGAAGAUGAAGUUGAAAGUCCACACUAUUCUCCUUCCACAUGCCUUGCUAUAAGCUGGGAAGAGCCUUGUGACCAUGGAUCUGAAAUCCUUGGCUACAGCAUAGACUUUGGAGAUAAGCAGCCAAUAACUGUUGGGAAGGAUCUGACCUAUUUUAUAGAUGGCUUGCAGCCAGAUACUACCUACAGGGUACGAAUUCAAGCCCUAAAUAGUCUUGGAGCGGGUCCUUUCAGCCACACCAUAAAACUGAAAACAAAGCCUCUCCCCCCUGAUCCACCUCGCCUGGAAUGUGCUGCAUACAGUUCUCAGACUCUCAAGCUGAAGUGGGGAGAGGGAACUGCAAAAGCAUUAACUGACUCCAUCCAGUACCACCUUCAAAUGGAGGAUAAGAAUGGAAGGUUUGUAUCCUUAUACAGAGGACCUUGUCAUACAUACAAAGUUCAAAGACUCAGUGAGUCAACAUCAUACAAAUUUUGUAUUCAGGCAUGUAAUGAAGCUGGUGAAGGUCCCCUUUCUCAAGAAUAUAUUUUCACUACUCCCAAAUCUGUUCCAGCUGCCUUGAAAGCACCAAGGAUAGAGAGAAUAAACGAUCACACUUGUGAAAUCACAUGGGAGGUUCUGCAGCCCAUGAAGGGUGAUCCAGUUAUCUACUGUCUUCAGGUCAUGGUGGGAAAAGACUCAGAAUUCAAACAGAUUUACAAGGGCCCAGACUGGUCGUUCCGAUACACAGGCCUCCAGCUGAACUGUGAAUACCGAUUCCGCGCGUGUGCCAUUCGCCAGUGCCAAGAGGCCACGGGUCACCAGGACCUGGUGGGCCCCUACAGCGCCCCAGUGCUGUUCAUCUCUCAGAGGACUGAACCACCGGCAAGCACCAACAAGGACACUGUGCAAACCACAAGGACACAAUGGUCACAGAGCGACCAAGUGUGUGCUGCUGUCAUUCUUGCACUUUUUGCUAUCUUUUCCAUUCUGAUUGCUGUUAUCAUUCAGUACUUCGUCAUAAAGUGAAGAAAA
Molecule: messenger RNA, 3798 nt
Organism: Passer montanus (Eurasian tree sparrow)
Lineage: Eukaryota; Metazoa; Chordata; Aves; Passeriformes; Passeridae
Gene: FNDC3A
Product: fibronectin type III domain containing 3A
Exons: 25
Coding region: 283-3792 (1169 amino acids)
Molecular function (GO): protein binding
Source: RefSeq, a predicted model, not a curated record